Messenger RNA from Phyllostomus discolor (pale spear-nosed bat), 3896 nucleotides. RefSeq names its product nuclear receptor subfamily 1 group I member 2 (gene NR1I2). Gene Ontology annotation, biological process: negative regulation of transcription by RNA polymerase II; cell differentiation; positive regulation of transcription by RNA polymerase II. The record is from RefSeq and is a predicted model, not a curated record. The transcript has 9 exons. Lineage: Eukaryota; Metazoa; Chordata; Mammalia; Chiroptera; Phyllostomidae. Gene Ontology annotation, molecular function: zinc ion binding; nuclear receptor activity; RNA polymerase II cis-regulatory region sequence-specific DNA binding. Bases 824 to 2056 code for a protein of 410 amino acids.
CUGGUGGUCUCUCUCUUAUAAACACUUGGGCCCUCACAGGCACCAUCAGAAUCCAGUACUUUGGCAGGUAACACUAUCCAGGAAGGUGGCUUAGACAAAGGAAAAAAAUGUUAGGACAGCUAAGUUUAAAAUAACUUUGCCACAAUGGCUAAAGUUCAGAGGCCAUCAGAAAGACAAAAUUUGCCCAGAACUAAUUAGACAAAGCAGAGACUAGCAACAUUUCUACCCAUCGCCUGCAUUUUACAGUAGAAGACAGCAGAAAGAAAAAAGCAGGGGCAUGUAAUGAGAGUAAAUACGGUAAGCUGUUCGUUUGCUGGUUGGAGUGCUGGACUUGGGACCUAGGAGUGUCUGUUGGGAGCCACUUAGAACCACAUCUGAUCUGGACUGAAAUGUGGGUGAGAGACAAGACUAGCUCAUAUCCUGGGGAAUAAUAACCUAUGACUAAGACGAGGAACAGGAAGUGCUGCCUGGACUUCAACAGGACCCGCAGGCUCUCUGGGCAAGGGAAGGGUUCACCUGCGAAAAGCAAAGGACUAGGUUAAUGGGGGUUCUGAUGUCCCGAAUGAUCCUUUGUUCCUGACUAUUCAGAGUGGACCCCGAAGGAGAAGUCACAGCAGAGAAGUUACCACCAAGCAGUCCCAGAGGGCCGGAAGCAAACCUGGAGGUGAGACCUGAGGAGAGCCGGAACCACGAUGACCUUGUGCACUACGGAGCAGCAGACCCCACUCCCAGAAGGCCCGCCGUCAACAUAGAGGAGGGAGGUGGGGGGCCCCAAAUCUGCCGUGUAUGUGGGGACAAGGCCACUGGCUAUCAUUUCAAUGUCAUGACAUGUGAAGGAUGCAAGGGCUUCUUCAGGAGGGCCAUGAAACGGAAUGCCCGGCUGAGGUGCCCCUUCCGGAAGGGCACCUGCGAGAUCACCCAGACAACCCGGCGGCAAUGCCAGGCCUGCCGCUUGCGCAAGUGCCUGGAGAGCGGCAUGAAGAAGGAGAUGAUCAUGUCUGAUGCAGCCGUGGAGCAGAGACGGGCCUUGAUCAGGAGGAAGAAGCGAGAACAGACUGGGAUGCAGCCCCUGGGAGCCAAGGGUCUGACUGAAGAGCAGCGGACAAUGAUCAGGGAGCUGAUGGACGCGCAGAUGAAAACCUUCGACACCACCUUCUCCCAUUUCAAGGAUUUCCGGCUGCCGGAGGUGCUCGGCAGUGGCCAUGAGAUCCCGGAAUCUCUGCAGACUCCAUCGGUGGAAGAAGCUACCAAGUGGAGCCAGAUUAGAGAAGAUCUGUGCUCAUUGAAGGUCUCUCUGAAGCUCCGGGGGGAGGAUGGCAGCAUCUGGAACUACAAACCCCCAGUGGCAGCCAGCGGGAAAGAAAUCUUUUCCCUGCUUCCUCACAUGGCUGACAUGUCAACCUACAUGUUCAAAGGAAUCAUCAACUUUGCCAAAGUCAUUUCCUACUUCAGGGACCUGCCCAUCGAGGACCAGAUCUCGCUGCUGAAGGGGGCUGCCUUUGAGCUGUGCCAACUGAGAUUCAACACGGUGUUCAAUGCAGAGACGGGGACCUGGGAGUGUGGCCGACUGUCUUACUGCUUGGAAGACCCUGCAGGUGGCUUUCAGCAGCUUCUGCUGGAGCCCGUGCUGAAGUUCCACUACAUGCUGAAGAAGCUGCAGCUGCACAAGGAGGAGUAUGUGCUGAUGCAGGCCAUCUCCCUCUUCUCUCCAGGUUGCCAGACAGUUUGCCCUCUCUGGGCCAGACUGAGCUUGUCUUUGUCUCCAUGGCCUUGCUGGCACCACACUGCCUUUCCCUUUCUACCAGACCGCCCAGGUGUGGAGCAGCGCAGUGUGGUGGACCAGCUGCAGGAGCGAUUUGCCAUUGCCCUGAAAGCCUACAUCGAGUGCAAUCGUCCCCAGCCUGGCCACCGGUUCCUGUUCCUGAAGAUCAUGGCUAUGCUCACCGAGCUUCGCAGCAUCAAUGCCCAGCACACCCAGCGGCUGCUGCGCAUCCACGACAUACACCCCUUCGCCACCCCCCUCAUGCAGGAAUUGUUCAGCAUCUCGGAGAGCUGAGCGGCUGCCCCAUGGGUGCACCUCUGUGGGGCAGCCAGAGCCAGAGCCCUGGGGGCUGCCACUCCUGGGGCUAGACAGAUGGACGCUGCUGAGAUCAGACCAGGUCCUACAGAUCCUGCUUUCUCGGGAACUCACGACAGCUCUGACGAUGCUGGCUAGAAUUCCUCAGGAGGGGCACAUGGGCCCCCAGGCCCCAGCCCCCAGCUCAGUCUGCAGGAAAAAAGCCAUUGACCCUCAUAGGGAGAGUGCAUUGGCCCAGAGGUCACAUCUAUCAAGAGGGAAGGCCACUGCCCCCUUAGAAAAGGCCCUGUGGUCUGGGGAUUUAGUGUCAUGGUAGGAGAGCAGAAAGGAUGACUGGAGCUGGGGCAUCUGAGGGGUCUGUGCGCAUACCCAAGUUCAUUAGCUUCUUGGGCUUUUUCACGGCUAUUUCUAGUUCUCCUGUGUCCUACUUUCCACUCACUCUCAACUGCAGCCCCUGUCCUGAGUUGCUUGGUGAGUUCCAGGCCUGUGUUGAUAAGCAGGUACAUUAGUGUCUAUGCGAAUAUUCUAGAGAGAAGCCAGAGAGCCUGCACAAAUGUCAGAAGCUUGUUGUGACCAUUCUAUGUGUCCACUCUUCCCUCCUUCUGUGUCUCUGCAUCCAUCCAAACAUUAAGUACCAACACAAUGUGACCUGCUGUGUGAUAUACAUGCUUACCAGAUAUGGAUUCUGACCUUGGCUAGUUUAUAGUCCGGUAAAGAAAACAAAGCAGAAACACAAAUAACUGAUCAAAAGGAGAAGUGACAAGUGAUGUAAGAAAUUUCUUUGUGCGGAUGUAGGCUAUGGUGGGGUACUGGGUACACCUGGAGACUCAAGCAAGGGACCCUGGAACAUGUGAGGGUACAUGCGUGUGACUUGGUGCAGGUCUGCUCCACAUCUGAACAGGGGCUUGGGUUUGCUCGAGGCUGGGACACUGGGGCGUGGCGACAGGCUACGCCGACAGGCAGUUAAUAAAUGUGUUAGAUGUGUGUGUAACGUUAUGUUCCUGCUUACAAAUCCAUGAUCAAUGCUCAAGAGUAUGAAAGUGUCUGCUUUCUUUAUAACUAUUUUGAGUAAAAAUGUUUUUGCUUUUUUUUGGUUAAUUACACUUUAACUAAUUUUACAUAUGCAUUCCACCCCUAAGGCUUAGUAAGCAAAUAUAAUUCCGAGUUUAAUGUCAAAUCAAGGCCUGACGACUUAAAUAAUUAACUUUUGGCUAGAGAUUUGAAACUUUUUUUUCUGACUUCUCUUCUGGGGAAAAAAAAAACAUGUGGGGUAGGAAAAUAGAAAUGUCAUGCAUAUAAUGUAUGAAUUUUUAUUUCCAUUUUUUACUACUUAUUUUACUAUUGUCCUUUACAUAUCUGAAGACUGUUGGUGCAAGAACAUAAAAAUGCAUGAACUUGGUUUUCUCAUAAAAUGAUUGUUCCAUAUAAAAAUGUUAUAUAUUUAUACCAUAAUUAAACAUGUAGUAAUUGAACUAAUUUCAAAAGUCUAAUACAUUGAUGCAAAUGAAGGUACAAGUUAACUGAAUUUUAAGGAACAGAUACUUGCUUAGCCCUUACCAUUUUACGAGAAGUUGACCAAACUUUGAGAAUAGAAGAAAUUUACACUAUACAUCAAAGUGAGCAAAUCUAUUUCCUCCAUUCCUUUCAGAUUUACCAGCCUCUUGUGCAUGGAGAUUUAGAACACACUCAUUUUUAGAAAGAAAUUGAGGGGAAAAAAGCUUCUCUCUGCAAAUACAAUGAAUACAGCUUUUGCUUCCAAGAAUUUGUCUUUUGGAAACAUAACUGUCAUUCAACUGCAUUAAUAAAUCACAUACAUCUC